Molecule: messenger RNA, 387 nt
Organism: Coniophora puteana RWD-64-598 SS2
Lineage: Eukaryota; Fungi; Basidiomycota; Agaricomycetes; Boletales; Coniophoraceae
Exons: 1
Coding region: 1-387 (128 amino acids)
Source: RefSeq, a predicted model, not a curated record
AUGAUUGAGGCCCGUGGUGUGUUACAUAAGUGCAACCAUCUCACGCUCACCGAACUCCUCAACCCAGUUGAUGAAUACCACACCAUGAGCAACAUCAUGGAUGACAAUAUCUUCGCAGCGGUAAUGAGGGCAGAGGAGGCUCAAGAGAACAUGGAAAGCACAGGAACUGAUGAUGUUGAUGAUGAAAAUGAUGCUGUCGAGGAUUAUCCCAAGGCUCAAGAGGUGAUUCAGGCCUCAGGCCUCAUUGGUAAGUACAUUGCAGCAUUAGACAAUCCCAUAGCGUGGAGACUGGAGUCUCUCCUUGGGGGACUGAACUGCGGGCUUCACCUUGAAGCAACAUCAAAGCUAAAGGACACAAGACUAACAGAUUACUUCAAAUGUACAUAG